This is a messenger RNA of Osmia bicornis bicornis, 2963 nucleotides long. RefSeq lists its product as uncharacterized. The coding region runs from base 807 to 2507 and encodes 566 amino acids. The record is from RefSeq and is a predicted model, not a curated record. NCBI's taxonomy places the organism in Eukaryota, Metazoa, Arthropoda, Insecta, Hymenoptera, Megachilidae. The transcript is spliced from 9 exons.
UCGACGCGUUCGGUCGCUCCUUUAUCAGCUCCCGUGAAUUAUUUGAAUUUGUGUAAAAUAUUUGUAUUUUCUUGUAAAUUUCAUUCACAUUUUGUUUAUUAGAGUAUUAGGCAUCGUGUAUGAGUGUUUUUUUGAAUCGACAUUAAUAAUAAAUCGGUAUUUUGUGAUUUUGUGAUUUCGUGCUUCGAACGUGACAAGGGAAAGGUAGACGCCGUGCAGAUACUGAAGGUUCAGGAUCAACGUGUCUGUCAAGAGUUCCUAUUCUACAUACGUAGCAUUCGUUCGCAACGACAACAGACGCCUUGCAUGCUAGAAGCCGGCAAAUGUAACCUAAUUUUUUGGAUAACGCCAACAUGGACUUGAAUCUUCAUCGGAUGCUGGUUUUCGACAAAGGAAUGGAAGGAGAUAAGGACGACAAUUAUCAUAGAGGAGGAAACGAUGCGAGAGAUGCCGAGAUAGGAGUAGAAGAACGUAGACCGCGUCCGUUCUCCAGGUGACCAAGGUGUGCAAAGCGUGAACAACGUGUGCAACACGAGGCUAGGAGAAGGACGGAAAAUGGACCAAGUCACCAGGAAGUGGGGACCUGGAUUAAAAGCAAACGAGGGCAACGUCUCGGCGACAGAGCCAUCUCAGACCUUGAAGAGUCGAGGUCGAGAGCAAGUCGACGCGUUCUUUGCUUCAUUGCUCGCUCGGUGCUUUUCUAACGGAUUUCCGUUACGUUACGAACUGGAUCAAAGAGAAUUCUCGGUGUUGGCGUAAUCGAAAGUCGGCGCCAGGCCAAAUUUGGACGGAGGAUCUACUAAACGAUGGCGCCGAAAAGAGCGAUCUACCUGCUCCUGGUGACCUUGGCCCUGAGGGGAAGCCAGUGUAGCACGAGAUACUACGUAAAGAUGAGGACGAACGCGUCCGAGUUGUUCAAGACCAGAGGGGACAACUCGAGGGUGCUCGAACAGCCAAUCGCUGCCACGACCAGUCCAUUGUACGAUGAAACCAGAGAUCACUUUCAAGAUGAUGAUCAAAGAAUGAUAAAAGAUUUCCCAAGAACCGACGACGAGUCGAGGAACAGUUUUGAAACGUCCACGUUUAAUCCGGACGUUCUGAAUAAAUUUCUUGAAGAGUAUGCUAGCAAGAUCAAGAGCAGCACCGAGAAGUAUCAGAAGCAUCCAUUCAGGGUCGUGAAACCUUCCGAGGCUCUUGCACUAGAGGUGGAUGUCCCAACUGCACAGCCAACAAGCAGCAGCUCUGCUCAGGUCACCAAACCUGAAGAAGAUGGGGUGAAUGCUACUCUGGCUGAAGCAGGGUUAAGCGACAGUCUAAACGACACCCUGAAGAGGAACAAAUACUAUGGAGCAAACUCGUAUGAAGACAGAAACGGCUGGGUGACUUUAGAAGCAAUCCCAUGGUCGAAGAGUAAGAUUUCAAAGUGGCAAGCGACACCCAGCACCCAACAGCCUUGGCCGGAAGUGAAACCAUGGGAGAAACCAGGCAUGGGUAAACCCUGGGCUUCGGAUUACUCUGUCAGACCAAUCUACGAAAACAAUAAACCAUGGUACGAGAAGCCAAAACCAAAUUGGCCAGAGAACAACGAGAAACCAUGGCAAAAACCUACGACACGACCAUCGUAUUACCCAGACAAGGUCGAUGAAGGUCAGGCUCAAAAAUGGCCUCCAGAAAGACCAUCCUGGAAUAAGUAUACCGAUCGUCCCAACAGUGAUAUCAUCACUGACAAUCGUCCAGCUAAUUUCCCGAGUUCUUGGAACAACAGGCCUCAAACAGCGAAACCUGGUUAUCAGUACCUGGAUAGAUUCUCAGAUAAAAAUCAGGCAGAAGAGAAUAACAAUGAUUGGCAUGAUUUCCCCUCGAGAUUCGAUGAUCGUCUACGACCUUCCACCGAUAGACCAGCCUUCUCUCAAUAUCAAUACGUCAACAAUCAUCCUCAGAGUUAUCCUGGUAAUGGGGAUGGUCAAUGGGUACUCUUGUCCACCAACAGAGGUUACUCGAAAGCUAGACAGAGAUCGAUGAAGAUCGAUACCACGAAUCCGUUACAGAAUGGGAACAAGAGUAUCCGGGUGAAGGGGGAGGAGGCUGAUCCUGCGAUCGCUGUGAUGACUUCGAAGAGACAGGUCAGGUUGACGGUGUUACCGUCGAUCAACGGCACGAACACGACCACCUCGCACGGAGGUCUCCUGGAGGUGGAGAAGACCUUCAAGAGCGUGGAUCAGAGUCAAAAGGAAUACGAGAUGAAGAGACAAAGCCUGCCGGUGAUCCUGAAGAAAAGGCCCAUCAGAAAUACUCUCGGGAAUCAAGCGUCUAAUUCGGCUGUCUUGGCUGCCGUUAGUGCAGGAAUAUUACCGGCAACUAUGGCGAUGAUGAUACCAAUGAUUCUCGGCCGUCGAAAGAGGGACAUAAAAGCUCCUCAAUCAAGAUUACUCAAUUAUGAUAAUUCAGUAAUGAAUAUUCAUGAUCCCACGAAUCAACGUGGAGCCCGCGAAACAAGGCUUAGGUAGAGGAAUUAAUGUUGAAAGAGAAAGUCUUUGAUAAUUCGUGAGAAUAAGGUGGUUGAUCGAAGAGAAUUUAGAGGAACACUGAAAAUCUUAUUUAGUGUUGGGUGUAAUUGUAUAGAAAAUAAGUAUCAAUUUUAAUUACUUUUUUCCAUUCGUAGAAGUUAGUUGAAUUAUUUUAUUGAAACUUCGAGUAAUGAACUUGAAAUUGAAGAAGCAAAAAUUAUUUAUUAAAAAUGAAUUUAUAAUGUAAGGUCAUAGAUAAGAUUUAUUAUUAUUUUCUAUUAUAGUGUGUCUGGGAAACACAUUUCUAUUGCAAAAUAAGAAACAAAAGAAAUUAUCACUGAAGACAAUGCAAUUAUUGCCGCACUCGUGAUUAUUAUCAGUGAUUCAUUAAUUAAUCAAUAACAAAUUAAAAUACACAUGUUCAUUGCUCUUUGUUUAUAAAUUAAUACUUGCAAU